AUGGACACGCUGGCCGGGGACGCGCUCGGGGCGGGCUCCGUGCCCGCGAACGAGCUGCGUCAGGUGAAGCAGCUCCUGUGGACCGUCAUAGCGGAGAAACUAAACCCGGCGGAGGUCGAUGAGGUUCGCCGAGCGCUGGGAUCGAGCGCCAUAGAUGAAAACGAUCAGCUGAUGAUGGAGGCUGACGCGCUCGCCGAGAUCAUCGGAGACGUCAGGCAGCGCACCGACGCCACCGCGCACGCGAGGCGACUCUACGACAACCCGAGACGAGCUCUCAUCGAGGGGGAGCUCAGGCUGCUCGUGCAGAGCAUCAAGCGGUGCGCGUCGGGGGACUACGCCGAGGCGAGCGGCAGGCCCGGGAGCACCGGGAGCGCGUCGUCGCAGGAGAGGGAGAUACGGUGGCAGGACAUCGGCAGCGGCACCGCGAACGAUCCGAUGGUGGAGGCUCGGAGGGAGGAACGCGAGCGAGGAUUGCGAACGGCGGAUCCGGCGGCGGCGAAGCGGGCGGAGAGGCUCAUGGCGGGCGACUCGAGGGAGCGGAAGAUGCUGGACUACGUCACGGGCGUCGCGGAUGCCGCGGCGAUCAGGGCCGGCACGCCGAGGACGCCGCCGUCGAGACCCGCGAGCUCAUCCGUCUCCAGGCCGGGCACGGGCGCGUCCGCGGGGUCGGGGGGCUCGAGCGGGUCGGCGCUCGGUAAUCCCGUCGCCGCGGUGGAGCAGUUCGGGGGCAAGAUCAACGCGUUCGACGUGGACAAGGUUGCCGUGCCGCUCAAGGAGCUGCUCGCGGAGGAGAGGGCGGCGCUGUUGGACGACGUGGAGUACCUCCAGACGUGCCUGGAGGACGAGGCCGAUCGAGGUAAGAGGGUGGAGGCGCCAGCGCCGGAGGUUGAGGAGCUCACCGCGUACGGGGAUAAGCUCAGGGAGGUGUGGGAGGGAGAAAAGGAACGCGCGGAGCACAUAGUCAAGGUGGAGCGGAUGUUCGACCAGCCCUCGGUGAAGGGUCGGGUGGGAAAGCUGAGGUCGAUGGCGGCGACGCUCUCCGAGGAUGCAAACGGCGACGGGGUUGACUUAGGCGACGACACGAGCGCCAGGGUGGACCGCCUGGUCAUCGGGGGACCGACGACGAAGCCCGCUCUGAAUCCUGUGCCUCCGUCGGGUGCGCCGCCGCUGGUUCCAAGACCCCCGGGCGCACCGCCGCGGGGAGGUCGGCCCAGUAGACCCAUGGCUGGAAGGAAAUAG
Messenger RNA from Micromonas commoda, 1239 nucleotides. RefSeq lists its product with no specific name. The transcript is spliced from 2 exons. NCBI's taxonomy places the organism in Eukaryota, Viridiplantae, Chlorophyta, Mamiellophyceae, Mamiellales, Mamiellaceae. The coding region runs from base 1 to 1239 and encodes 412 amino acids. The record is from RefSeq and is a predicted model, not a curated record.